AUGCCUUCAAGUUCAGAUAAAGUUGAUAAAAUCGAUGAUAUCCUUUUCAAAAAUUUUGACAUCGAAGUUCAGAAAUAUAUCAAAUCUGCGACUACAUCUGCUGUUAUUGAAGUUGAUAAGUACUUACAAGAACCUUUAUUACUCAGGAAAGAUGCUAAUGGAGUAAACACUGAUCCUUUAUUAUGGUGGUUCCAAAGGAAACAUAUCUAUCCUCGAUUAUAUCAAUUUGAGAAAACAAGAUUAAGUGUAAUGGCUACAUCAGUACCUUGUGAAAGAAUAUUUUCACAUGCUGGGCAAAUUAUAUAUGAAAAAAGGGAAAAUCUCAAAGCCAGCAAAGUAUCUAAAGUUGUAUUUUUUAAUUAUAAUUUUAAUGAUACAUCUUAG
This is a messenger RNA of Arctia plantaginis, 384 nucleotides long. NCBI's taxonomy places the organism in Eukaryota, Metazoa, Arthropoda, Insecta, Lepidoptera, Erebidae. The record is from the annotation of a GenBank genome assembly.